Messenger RNA from Rhodamnia argentea, 1295 nucleotides. Its product is annotated as ER membrane protein complex subunit 10. Lineage: Eukaryota; Viridiplantae; Streptophyta; Magnoliopsida; Myrtales; Myrtaceae. The transcript has 8 exons. The coding region runs from base 60 to 959 and encodes 299 amino acids. The record is from RefSeq and is a predicted model, not a curated record.
UCUCGACCUCGAAAGUGAAGUCGGAGUUUGCAUAGUUGGAGCACGGCACAGCAGCAGCAAUGGAAGGCGACAAGGCGUGGAGGAUCUUGAGGGCGAUGGUGUUGUUGCUGGUAACCGCAUCGCAUCCCCACAGCGCGCGUGCCUUCGAAUCCGAUGAGCUUGUGUUGGAGCAGGAAGACGAUCUUGGGGCGAUCGGAGGAGGGAUCGAUCCGCUGUCUCCGCCCCGAUCCCGGAAGAGGUAUCCGGACAAUCACGCUGCCGAUUCCGACUCGAAGAUCCAGUUCCCCCUCGAGCACGCCUUCGGUGACUCCGAUUUCUCUCCCGCCGGCACUUUCUCCGCUCGCCUCAAGACCUGGUCCCACGGUCCCCAGACCCUCACCAAGCUGCGGUUCUCGAGGAAUGCUCUCACUGAAGUCGACAAGGAAAAGUUCCAGAAAUUGCUGCAAGAAGAUGACUUUUAUAGGAUAAGGCUGCCAUCCAAUGUCCUGAGUCCUCCUGGGAGGGACUACAUCGUUUCUUCCAUCAAAGCGAGAUGUCUUCCACGCGAUGGUCUGGAUGAGCAUUUUGUGAUACACAUGGAUGGUGUUAACAUCUUGGCUGUUAACUAUGGUUCUCCUGGGGCAUGCCCUUAUCCUCGCCAACUGAAACUACCAGCAAAGUGGUCGUUUAAUUCGCACACUGUUUUGAAGAACAGUGAGCAGGCACCAAGGACUCCAGUAUUCACGGAAGAGGUAUCCAUUGGAGAGAACGGAGAGGUUGAAGUUGUGAAGCCACCGGAAAGAUCAUUUUGGGCCAAAUAUUGGAUGUACGCGAUCCCUCUUGGACUCAUAGUCAUGAACGCCGUAACACAGGCAAUGAAUAUGCCUCCUGAGGAGCAGGCGGGUGGCCAGUCGGCAUCCCAACCACAACAGGGUGCAUCCACAGCUCAGCGUGGUCCGACAGCUGUGAGAAGAAGAUGAAAGAUGGAUUCACGGGAAUUUAGAUUCUGUUCUCGCAUAGGUCUUGUUGCAGAGUUGGGGGAUGCGAAGAGUGGCUCGACAACUCUAUCACGUGUCAUAAAAGAACACGGCAUCGAGCCAGUUGCUGAGCGAAAGUAAAAAGCCUCGUGCAUUGACAGGAGGCUUCGCUUAGAUGCAUCAUUCAUAUCUCAGUGGCAUGGUGGACAUGGGACUUGUGGUGAAUGGUUGAACCCUGUACCUGUUUUCUGUACCUGCCUCGGCAAAUCAAGUGAUAGCUACUUGGUAACCCAUUUGCUUUACCCGAAUAAGAUCGCAUCGAAUCAUUUGUUUGGGAAA